AGUUAUGUUAUUGUUUAGUCUGUUGGUUAUAUCUUGCUUAAAUCAACGCAAACUGAAGUAUCUGUUAAUUUCCUCAUCAUGUAAAUCCUCUAUUCUUUUUUUUUGGUACAAGUUAUUGUUUUUACGUUACAACCAGCGCUCUGAUGUGUGGCAAAAGAAGGUCGUACAUUGUGUAUUUGUAAAUGCGUUUUUACGUGUGCGCGCGCGCGCAUCUAUAUGAAAGAUAUUGGCUAUUACCCGCAAAAAUUGGGCCUAAUGGCAGGUUGUGCUGUAUUUUUACAUGUUUGGCAAACCUCCCUCUUCAAUUUAGUAAGAAAUUAGUAUGCAGACGUAAAUAAUUGCUAUCGUCGAUUACGUUUAAAAACAACUUUGUAAACCUGAGCAGACAAGCACUCUGAAUGAGACUGUACAUAGAGAUACUAUAAAUAACAAUAAAAAAAAACGUGAUUUCGGUAACAAAUUUAUUUAGAUACUUUUUUAUUUACAUAUUUAAUAUAUUUAUCACUACACUUAUUUCAGAAUUGUAUAAAUAAAUAUGUAUUGUAUGAUGUGUGUGUGUAUAUAUACACACAUGUAUAUGUGUAUAUACAGUACAUGUAUGUAUGGUAAUGAGUUUACGUAAUUCAGCCACAGAACUUUUCUUAGGGUUAGAGAGUUCCGGUGGGACAGUUUUUGCUGAGGGACAGAUGUCCUGUGUUGUGGUUGUGGUACUAAGAGGCCACUGCGAUAUACUGCUCUGUUACUGAUUAAAAAGACUAAGUGUUAAUGUCCCACAGGUUGUGCUACUUCAACGCAUGUUUUGGUGCCAAGGCUAAGAGGUGCCGCUCUCCCUGCAGCUACAAUGUGGCAGGAAACGCCAAGGCGUAGCUGCAGUGAGUGCGGACACAAAGAGCUGGCUGCUGUUCGCCAUAGACACCCUUUCUGGAGCGUCCUGAAACAGGAACAGAAACAGGCCUCUGAUCGCGAAAUUCAGGCCCUCAGGGGUUCAGACACUGGACUGCACCUGGAAGAAGUCAUGGUUGAUGACUCAGGGGUCAGGUUGUGGUGCGAUCUCUCAACUGGCCAGCGUAGGCCCCUGGUUCCUGUUGGUUGGUGGUGUGCUGAUUUUGAAGCGAUCCAAAGCCUCUCCCAUCCUGGCAGAAAAGCUUCUGCAAGGUUGGCGGCCCAGAAGUUUAUCUGAAGGGGGCAAAAGCAGGAAGUGCGGGUUUGGGCCGACUCAUGUGUGACCUGUGGCGUAAAAGUGCGCCGCCACACCAAGGCCCCAUUGGAGCAGUUUGCUGUUCCCGAGAGGAGGUUCGACCAUGUCAACAUCGACUUGGUGGUCCCACUCCCCUCUUUGCAUGGUUUAACCUACCUCCUUACCAUGGUGAGGGAGGUCAGGGAGAAAAAAGGCAACCUCUCUGUGUUGUGGUUUGACCUGGCGAAUGCAUUCCACUCACUUUUUACAUAAGCUAGUUCAACUUGUGCAAUGCAGAAACUUCAUUGCUGAUUAAUACAACAAUUUCAGUAGGAGGGUCUCAUCUGGAGCAGCUACAUCGAGUUGGCACAAAGUGGAGAUGGGCAUCAUCACUGGGUGUACUAUUUAUUUAUUUAAAAAAUGUUUUUGAGACAAAGAUUGUUUAUGUAUUUAUUAUUUGUAUGCUUACUAUGGUAUAUUAUUUAUUUGUUCACUGUUCUGUUACAGGGAACAAGGAAAUCGGAUAACAUUGCUAUGGUAUGAAAAGGGGUAGGAUUAAAUAAGCUCAGCUUCUUCCUACUCCUUUUCGGACGUGCUGUAAUGAAACACCUGGAAUGGUGUGAUGCAUUACAUUGUAUCGUAUGCAUGUUUGACAUAAACUGAAACUGAACUGAACCCUUGGUAUCAAUACUGUCGAUAUUAGGGUAAUUUCUGGCAAAAAAAACAUUAAUUUAAAGUUAAUGAAGAUAUUAUUUAUUGUUGAUGUAAAUGAAACAUUCAGAGAUGUGUUUGAAAGUAGCCUAGUUUUCAUUGAAUUUGGUCCCCACAGUAGUUUUGUAAUGUUGUGUUCUUCUGCUGUGCCUUGUUCUAAUCAGGGUAUUAAAGUUGUGCAGAAGUAUGUCCACAGGGGGCAACCGCGCUCCUUUUUCAAAUGCCUGCUUGAAUAAAAAUCCUUCAUAUUUACUGCAGCUAGCAAGUCUCACACGUCUUGCAUUUAUUUUAGUUUGCUUAAAAUGUAGUCGUAUAAGCAAUUGCAUUUCAAAAAGUAGGUUAAACAGUCCCCUGUGUAAUAAUAUGUGCAUCAUCAACCCACUUUCCAGUUACAUAAUCCACAGUGGAACCAUCUCCACGCUUGCUGCAUACGUAACUUGUGUGUGGCUGCCGUUUGCACAUUUGCAUCGACCUGCUUUGCUGCUUUUGUUGGCCAGUUCAUGAGCGGGAUCAAAAGUGUAUGACCCAGCUUCAGCACCACGGACAGCUCCGCGCAUCCCAGCCGUCCGGCGCCGCUCGUGUCCCGGGGAAUCACGGCCAACGUUCGGCCGGCCCUCCGAGCUCAUGACAGAGUGCACUUUGGUGAGACUAUUCCUCUUCUCUCCCUCGGAAGUGACGGAUGUGUCAGCGUUGAGGAGCUCCCGCCAUGAUCUCACGAUACAAACCGAGUUCCAGUUCCACCAUGUCCUUGGCGUUCUGUGGGAGCGAGAAUAACUCAGCCGCCUACAACGUGGACGGGGGCGUCCUGAACAAUGGCUGCUUCCUGGACGCACUCAACGUGGGGCCGCACGUCUUCCUCCUCUUCAUCACGUUCCCCAUCCUCUUCAUCGGCUGGGGCAGUCAGAGUUCCAAGGUGCACAUCCACCACAGCACCUGGCUACACUUCCCUGGUCACAACCUGCGGUGGCUGCUCACCUUCGUGCUGCUCUUCGUCCUCGUCUGUGAGAUUGCAGAGGGCGUCGUCUCCGACGGGUUCAGGUUCAGCCAGUCCAACCAUCUUCACCUGUACAUGCCUGCAGGCCUGGCCUUCAUGGCGGGCAUCACCUCGAUUGUCUACUAUCAUAACAUUGAGACCUCCAACUUCCCCAAACUACUCCUAGUGCUCCUCAUCUACUGGGUUCUGACCUUCAUCAUGAAGACCAUCAAGUUUGCCAAAUACACACAGCACGGCAUCGGCCCCAGACAGCUGCGCUAUUGCAUCACGGGCUUACUGGUGCUGCUCUAUGGUCUCCUGUUGGCUGUGGAGAUCAAUGUGAUCUUGGGCAGACGAUACAUGUGUUUCGCCAACCCGACAGAAGUAAAGCCCCCCGAGGACCUUCAGGACCUGGGAGUUCGUUUCCUGCAGCCAUUUGUCAACCUGUUGUCCAAAGCCACCUACUGGUGGAUGAACACCUUCAUAACAGCUGCCCACAGACGACCUAUUGACCUCAAAGUCAUCGGCAAGCUGCCCAUAGCAAUGAGGGCCCUCACUAACUACAUGAAGCUGCGCAGGGCCUUCGAAGACCAGAAGAGACCUCAAGGCACGUCACUGCAGGGCCCCAAGUGGAUCUGGCAAGCCUUGAGAAAAGCGUUCGGCCGACCUCUCAUUCUCAGCAUUACAUUCCGCUUCCUGGCCGACCUGCUGGGUUUUGCUGGUCCACUCUGCAUCUCCGGCAUCGUCCACCACAUCAGCAAGAACAACAGGACCAUCCAGCAACCGGUGAGAGCAUCAUCAACAACCUUCAUGAAGUUGUUGGGCAUCUACUUCAUUUCCUCCAAGGAGUUUCUGGAGAAUGCAUAUGUGCUGGCCGUGUUGCUCUUCUUCGCACUGCUCCUGCAGAGAACCUUCCUCCAGGCCUCCUAUUAUGUGGCGAUUGAGACGGGCAUCAAGCUACGUGGCGCCAUUCAGACCAAAAUCUACAACAAGAUCAUGCGUUUGUGCACAUCCAACAUGUCCAUGGGCGAGCUAACUGUGGCUCAGAUUUGCAACCUGGUUGCCAUAGAUACCAACCAGCUUAUGUGGUUCUUCUUCCUCUGUCCGAACCUGUGGGCGAUGCCAGUCCAGAUUGUAGUGGGAGUGAUCCUGCUUUAUUACCUCUUGGGAAUCAGUGCCUUGAUUGGAGCGACUGUCAUUGCUGUGUUAGCACCUGUCCAGUAUUUUGUGGCCACAAAGCUGUCACAGACACAAAAGAGCACUCUGGAAUACUCCAGUGAGCGCCUCAAAAAGACCAAUGAACUUCUACGGGGCAUCAAACUGCUGAAGUUGUAUGCGUGGGAACGUAUUUUCUGUGAAAGUGUGGAGGAGACCAGAAGCAAGGAGUUGACCAGCUUGCAAGCAUUUGCUCUUUACACAUCCAUAUCUAUUUUCAUGAAUGCAGCUAUUCCCAUUGCAGCUGUGUUGACAACGUUUGUUGUUCAUGUGCACAUCUCCGAGGACGCUGACCUGUCUCCAGCUGUGGCCUUUGCCUCCCUGUCCCUCUUCCAUAUCCUGGUCACGCCUCUCUUCUUGCUCUCCAGCGUGGUGCGCUCGACUGUCAAAGCUCUCGUCAGUGUUCAAAAGCUGAGCGAGUUUUUCUCAAGUGAUGAGAUCGGAGAUGAGUUGGAAACCAGACCAACGCUGACCUUGGGCUCCAACAAUCAUAACCAAAAUAGGUACCAGGCUGUGUCAUCCUCGAAAGCGCGCCCUUCUUUAGCUUGUUUGUCUGAACUCCCCCAGCCCCUUAAGGUUGUGAACAGGAAGCGCCCCCCAAGGGACGACUGGAACAACUACACCUCGUCGCAGGGGGAUAACGAGGGCGAUGGACCCUCCCUGGUUGUGGACCAAGACAUCUGUAUCAAGAUAUGCAGUGGGUUCUUCACCUGGACUGACGGACCACCAACCCUCGUCAAUGUGGACAUCAUGAUUCCUUUUGGUAAGCUGACCAUGAUAGUGGGCCAAGUGGGUUGUGGUAAAUCCUCCUUGUUGCUGGCAGCUUUGGGCGAGAUGCAAAGAAUAUCAGGAACAGUCACCUGGAACAGCCUACCCAACCCAGAGUCGGAAGGUGACGAAAGUCCCACAGACAGAGAUGCUGCCAGUGACGGGGAUAUCAAGAAGAGAUGUGCUGUGGCCUACGCUUCCCAGAAGCCCUGGCUGCUGAACGCCACCGUGGUAGAGAACAUUACGUUUGAGAUGCCAAUGAUCAAAACCAGAUACAAUGCUGUCAUUGAGGCCUGCUCUCUUCAGCCUGACAUCGACAUCCUGCCACAGGGGGACCAGACAGAGAUUGGAGAGAGGGGUAUCAUCCUCUCGGGUGGGCAGAAGCAGCGCAUCAGUGUGGCCCGAGCCUUGUAUCAGCAGACAAAUGUGGUCUUUCUGGACGACCCAUUCUCUGCUCUAGAUAUUCACUUGAGUGACCAUCUGAUGCAAGAUGGGAUCCUCAGGCUCCUGAGAGAGGAGAAGAGGACAGUGGUGCUGGUCACGCACAAACUUCAGUACUUACCACAAGCAGACUGGAUUAUUGCCAUGAAAGACGGCACCAUCCAGACCGAAGGGACUCUGAAGGACAUCCAGAACUGUGAACCUGAGCUCUUUGAGCAGUGGAAAACGCUGAUGCACAGACAGGACCAAGAGUUUGAGACGGAGACCGUAGCAUCCAGUAUGACACAUAUGGAAAGAAAAAAUCUGCGGAGAGCUAUGUACUCCAGAGAGGCUGCUAAGACUGAGGAGGACGAGGAAGGUGACACCCCCUGGACUUUCGCCAUGACUCCAGCACCAGGUUUUACGCUCAUGUUCGAUCAAACAGAAGAAUCCCUGGAGAGUGACGAUGACGACAGCUUGUCGCAGGUAAUGCGUCAACGAGCCACCAUUCCCUGGCACUCCUGCGGCACCUACCUGUCCUCGGCCGGCCUCCUCCUUCUCACGCUGCUCCUCCUGUCACAGCUCCUAAAACAUUCCUUCAUGGUGUCCAUUGACUACUGGCUGGCACAUUGGACGUCACACGUCAUCACGGCCAAGUCGGACACCACAGCACGCAACUGUACGCUUGUUCAGGACUGUGGCUUCAGCCACUCGUGGUAUUUGUUCGUGUUCAGCGUGUUGUGCUGCCUGGGCAUCAUCCUGUGUUUGGCCACUUCUGUUGCUGUGGAGUGGACCGGCCUCAAAGUGGCCAAGAAGCUCCAUCAGAACCUCCUCAACAAGAUCAUCCUGGCCCCCAUGAGGUUGUUUGAGACCACUCCGCUUGGCAGCAUCCUCAACCGCUUUUCCACCGACACGAACACAAUAGACCAACACAUCCCGACCACGCUGGAGUGUCUCAGUCGCUCUACCCUGCUGUGUGUGUCCGCCCUGGGGGUCAUCUCCUACGUCACCCCCGUCUUCCUCAUCGCUCUCCUGCCGCUGGCUGUCACCUGCUACUUCAUCCAGAAAUAUUUUAGAGUGGCUUCCAGGGACCUGCAACAGCUGGAGGAUGGCACCCAACUGCCUUUGCUCUCCCACUUCUCCGAGACCGUGGAAGGGCUCCCCACUAUCAGGGCCCUCAGGUACGAGCCCAGGUUCAGACAGAGGUUACUUCAGUUCACAGACGCCAACAACAUCGCAUCGCUCUUCCUCACUGCAGCCAAUCGGUGGCUGGAAGUGCGCAUGGAAUAUAUUGGAGCCUGUGUGGUGUUGGUCGCCGCUGUGGCUUCCAUCACAAACUCAUUGUACAACCAACUGCCUCCUGGCCUGGUGGGGCUGGGUCUCACCUACGCGCUCAUGGUGUCCAACUACAUGAACUGGAUGGUGCGUAACCUGGCAGACAUGGAAGUGCAGCUGGGCUCGGUCAAGAGGAUUAAUGGCCUCCUCAAAACAGCACCCGAGAACUACGAGGGUCUGCUCACUACAUCUCAGGUCCCCGAGGGCUGGCCCCGACAUGGAGAGAUCCAGAUCCAGAAUCUAAGUGUCCGUUACGACGCCACGCUGAAGCCUGUGCUCAAAAACGUCCACGCGCACAUCAACCCUGGACAGAAGGUGGGGAUCUGUGGCAGGACAGGCAGCGGCAAAUCUUCUUUCUCUUUGGCCUUCUUCCGCAUGGUGGACAUGUUUGAAGGGAAGAUAGUGAUCGACGACAUCGACAUUGCUAAGCUGCCCCUGCACACUCUGAGGUCUCGUCUGUCCAUUAUUCUGCAAGACCCCAUCCUCUUCAGCGGCACCAUUAGGUUCAACCUGGACCCAGAAAUGAAGGCCACAGAUGAGAUGCUUUGGGAGGCUUUGGAGAUUGCUCAGCUGAAGCCUGUUGUUAAAUCGCUGCCAGGGGGGCUGGACGCCAACGUGACGGAGGGCGGAGAGAACUUCAGCCAGGGUCAGCGUCAACUCUUCUGUCUGGCCAGGGCCUUCGUGAGGAAGAGCAGCAUCCUCAUCAUGGACGAGGCCACGGCCUCCAUCGACAUGGCGACGGAGAGCAUCCUGCAGAAAGUGGUGAUGACUUCCUUUGCAGACCGAACAGUCGUUACAAUAGCACAUCGCGUCCACACCAUCCUGAAUGCCGAUCUGGUGAUUGUGAUGAAGCGGGGCAUCAUCCUGGAGCACGACGAGCCUCAGGCCCUGCUGGACAAGGAGGACAGCGUCUUUGCCUCCUUCGUGAGAGCAGACAAGUAGCACAGUGAAGGAGGCUGAAGGAAGACAUUCAAAGUGCAAUUGGGAUAUUUGACCUUGAUUUUUUUUAUUCAUAGUGUAUUAUACUUGUAUAUAGCAUACUCAAACGUUUGUUAAUAAAGUAUAUA
This is a messenger RNA of Entelurus aequoreus (snake pipefish), 7666 nucleotides long. RefSeq names its product ATP-binding cassette, sub-family C (CFTR/MRP), member 8 (gene abcc8). The transcript is spliced from 41 exons. Bases 2595 to 7541 code for a protein of 1648 amino acids. Lineage: Eukaryota; Metazoa; Chordata; Actinopteri; Syngnathiformes; Syngnathidae. Gene Ontology annotation, molecular function: sulfonylurea receptor activity; ABC-type transporter activity; ATP binding. Gene Ontology annotation, biological process: potassium ion transport; transmembrane transport. Gene Ontology annotation, cellular component: membrane. The record is from RefSeq and is a predicted model, not a curated record.